AUGACGACCUACGUAAAAGAUAACACCAACAAGCCCAUCUCUAACGAGAGGAACCUUCCAACCGACCUCAUCGUGGUGGGAGCCAGCCACGUCAUGCCUCUAAAAGUCCUUGACCCAGAACUCAUCUAUGACAUCUCUCCAGUGGACUAUUAUCCAUACUAUGCGGCCUUUGUCUACAAUGUCUCUGAUGUGAGGUCCAUCAUCCACCAGAAAAUCAACUGCCCAUCGAUCAAGAGCAUCCCAGAAGGAGAGCUCAACUAUCCUUCCACCAUCGUCCGAUUGUCGGCAAACGAGGCAAGGACAGUAACCUUCACGAGGACCGUGGCUAACAUCGGCGAGGUAGCAGUGACUUACUACGCAAAGUUGGGCGUGCCAGAUGUGGUUUUUGCACGAGUAGUUCCGAGAAGCUUAACCUUCAAUAAGGUUAAUAAAAAGAAGAGCUUCGAGAUCAGUUUCAAAUGA
Messenger RNA from Zingiber officinale, 462 nucleotides. RefSeq names its product subtilisin-like protease 4. NCBI's taxonomy places the organism in Eukaryota, Viridiplantae, Streptophyta, Magnoliopsida, Zingiberales, Zingiberaceae. The transcript has a single exon. The coding region runs from base 1 to 462 and encodes 153 amino acids. The record is from RefSeq and is a predicted model, not a curated record.